ACUGGAGUUGAUGUGUGGUGUCCUGUAGCGUGUUCUCCCACGGCUCUGCUCUGCUCUCCUCCUCAGGAAACCUGUCCUACUCGUCAGAAUUCGAUUCUCUGGCGAACAAGGACUAAACUCUCUGUUACACUUUUCUUCUCACAUACCCCUUCUUCAGUGCGACGGGGAAGACGGACAACAUGAUUGGCUAUAUCUUCGUGGUUCUAUGUGGAUUGGCUGGCAGUGCGCUCGCAAAGGGUAAGGUGGAGAGUGUGCCUAAGGGGAAGUUCAGUGUUCCUGUUCUGGAUGUGAAGAGUCGACAGCUGGUCCUGGAGGCCAACCAGACUCUGACAAUCCACUGCAGGGGUCGGUGGGAGCUGUCGUGGGCAUUCCCUGGAGGUGUGGCCAGAGAUCAGGAGAGAAUGCGAUUGGAAGAUUCUCGCUGUGGUAGGCAGAGCCAGCAUUACUGCAGCCAACUGACGCUUAGCUCGGCCCAGGCCCAGCACACAGGAUCGUUCCGGUGUCGGUACAGCCAUCGGAAGCUCAGGCAGAGAGCUGUCUAUGUCUAUGUCACAGACAGACAGCGGCCAUUUGGAGAGAGCAGAAUAACACGUCCAGACGUUGUGUAUAUGAAGGAGAGCCAGCCUCUGGUCUUCCCCUGUAGGGUCACCAACCCUGACGCCACUGUCUCAUUGGUCAAGUUUCCUGACCAGGAGUUGACCCCAGACCAGAGGAACAUAGUGUGGAACAGCAGACAGGGCUUCCUCAUCCACAGCCCCACCUACUUCUACAUCGGCCUGUUCUCCUGCAAGACCACUGUCAACGGGACCACACACUCCCUCAGUUACCUCACACAUAGACAAGUGAAUAAGAUCAUGAAGGUAUAUCUGAACAGUACCAGUCCAGUCCAGUCUCUACAGGGGGAGAGUCUGGCCAUCAACUGUACUGUCACUGCAGAGUGGAACAGCAGAGUGUCCAUCAGCUGGGACUACCCUGG
Salvelinus sp. IW2-2015 is the source of this 976-nucleotide messenger RNA. The record is from RefSeq and is a predicted model, not a curated record. Lineage: Eukaryota; Metazoa; Chordata; Actinopteri; Salmoniformes; Salmonidae.